AUGGGGAGUUUGGGUAGAGCAGUUUACACAUUGGGAUUUUGGAUUCGAGAGACGGGUCAAGCAAUGGAUCGUCUUGGCUGUCGCCUCCAAGGAAAUUAUUACUUCCAAGAACAACUGUCUAGGCAUCGAACUCUAAUGAACAUAUUCAACAAAGCUCCGGUUGUUGAUAAGGAUGCUUUUAUUGCCCCAAGUGCCUCAAUCGUUGGGGAUGUUCAAGUGGGACGAGGAUCAUCCAUUUGGUAUGGCUGUGUUGUGAGAGGGGAUGUCAAUAGCAUCAGUAUUGGGUCUGGAACUAAUAUUCAAGAUAAUUCCCUUGUGCAUGUAGCAAAAUCCAAUCUAAGUGGGAAGGUGCUUCCAACCAUCAUUGGAGAUAAUGUCACCGUUGGUCAUAGUGCUGUUGUGCAUGGCUGCACCGUCGAGGAUGAGGCUUUUGUUGGAGCCCUCGUGAGACAGAAUACGCGGGUCCCUUGUGGAGAGGUUUGGGGAGGUAAUCCGGCCAAGUUCCUCAGGAAACUUACGGACGAAGAGAUAGCUUUCAUCUCCCAGUCAGCCACCAAUUAUAUAAACCUUGCAAAGGUCCAUGCUGCUGAAAAUGCAAAACCCUUUGAUGAGAUCGAGUUUGAAAAGAUGCUGCGAAAAAAGUUUGCCCGUCGUGACGAGGAGUAUGAUUCAAUGAUUGGUGUCGUCCGCGAAACUCCGCCUGAACUUAUUCUUCCGGAUAAUAUCCUACCAGCUAAAGCUCCGAAGGCUUCUCAGUGA
This is a messenger RNA of Fraxinus pennsylvanica, 759 nucleotides long. The record is from the annotation of a GenBank genome assembly. NCBI's taxonomy places the organism in Eukaryota, Viridiplantae, Streptophyta, Magnoliopsida, Lamiales, Oleaceae.